Sorex araneus (European shrew) is the source of this 2334-nucleotide messenger RNA. RefSeq names its product sphingomyelin phosphodiesterase 1 (gene SMPD1). Bases 166 to 2007 code for a protein of 613 amino acids. NCBI's taxonomy places the organism in Eukaryota, Metazoa, Chordata, Mammalia, Eulipotyphla, Soricidae. The record is from RefSeq and is a predicted model, not a curated record. Gene Ontology annotation, molecular function: acid sphingomyelin phosphodiesterase activity. Gene Ontology annotation, biological process: sphingomyelin catabolic process; ceramide biosynthetic process. The transcript is spliced from 6 exons. Gene Ontology annotation, cellular component: lysosome.
GCGCGCCCGGCCCACUCAGCCGGCCGGGAGGAAGAGGAAGGGGCGGAGCUGCGCGGCGGCUCGCUGCCCAGCUGUCAGCCGACCGCGCGGGCCGGGCGGCCUCCCUGGCAGCGGCCGCCAGCGGGCUGGGACGCGCCGAGCCGCCGGCUGCGGGAAGCCGGGGCCAUGCCCCGCCGCCGAGGAUCUCGCGCCACCGGCGCCGCCGCGGCCCCCGGCCCGGGACUGCCGGCGCUCAGCCUGCUCCUGGCGCUCGCCCUGGCGCCCUGGCUGCUGCCCUGGCGCCCGGCCGCCGCCCGCCCGCUGCCCGUGCUGGAGCGCGACGCCUUCAGCCGCAUCGUGCCCCGGCUCCGGCACGUCCUGGGCUGGCGGAACCUCACCUGCCCGGCCUGCAAGGGGCUCUUCGCCGCCCUCGACUUCGGGCUGAAGAAGGAGCCCAGUGUGGCAUGGGUGGGCUCCAUGGCCGUCAAGAUGUGCACCAAGAUGAAGAUCGCGCCACCAGCCGUAUGUGAGUCAGCCGUCCAGCUCUUCGAGGAUGAUGUGGUGGAGGUGUGGACCCGCUCAGUGCUCAGCCCGUCCGAGGCCUGCGGCCUGCUCCUGGGCAACUCCUGUGGGCACUGGGACAUCUUCUCCUCGUGGAACAUCUCUCUGCCCUCCGUGCCAAAGCCAGCCCCGCAGCCACCCCGGCCUCCAGCCCCGGGGGCCCCCGUCAGCCGCGUCCUCUUCCUCACCGACCUGCACUGGGAUCACGACUAUCGCGAGGGGGCCGAUCCCAACUGCGAGAACCCGCUGUGCUGUCGAGGGGACUCCGGCCCACCCCCCGCCUCCCGUCCCGGGGCUGGAUACUGGGGCGAGUACAGCAAGUGCGACCUGCCCCUGCGGACCCUGGAGAGCCUGCUGAGUGGGCUGGGCCCGGCUGGCCCGUUUGACAUGGUAUACUGGACCGGAGACAUCCCUGCCCACAACGUCUGGCACCAGUCUCGGCAGGACCAGCUGCGAGCCCUGACCACGGUCACGGCCCUGGUGAAGAAGUUCUUGGGGCCAGUGCCCGUGUACCCUGCCGUGGGCAACCAUGAGAGCACGCCCGUCAACGGCUUCCCUCCGCCCUUCAUCGAGGGCAACCAGUCCUCCCGCUGGCUCUAUGAGGCCAUGGCCGAGGCCUGGGAGCCCUGGCUGCCGCCCGAAGCCCUUCGGACCCUCAGAAUUGGAGGGUUCUAUGCCCUUUCCCCGCAACCUGGCCUCCGCCUCAUCUCUCUCAAUAUGAAUUUUUGUUCCCGGGAGAACUUCUGGCUCUUAAUCAACUCCACAGAUCCUGCUGGACAGCUCCAGUGGUUGGUGGGGGAGCUUCAGGCGGCGGAGGACCGAGGAGACAAAGUGCAUAUAAUUGGCCACAUCCCCCCGGGGCACUGCCUGAAGAGCUGGAGCUGGAACUAUUACCGCAUUGUUGCCAGGUACGAGAACACCCUGGCUGGGCAGUUCUUCGGCCACACGCAUGUAGACGAGUUUGAGGUCUUCUAUGAUGAGGAGACUCUGAGCAGGCCACUCUCUGUGGCCUUCCUGGCGCCCAGUGCCACCACCUACAUUGGCCUUAACCCUGGUUACCGGGUCUACCAAAUAGACGGCAACUACUCCGGGAGCUCCCAUGUGGUCCUGGACCAUGAGACCUACAUCCUGAACCUGACCCAGGCCAACCAGCCCGGGGCUACGCCGCACUGGCAGCUGCUCUACCGGGCUCGAGAGACCUACGGGCUUCCCAACGCGCUGCCUGCCGCCUGGCACGACCUGGUGUACCGCAUGCGGGGUGACCCGCAGCUCUUCCAAACCUUCUGGUUUCUCUACCACAAGGGCCACCCACCCUCGGAGCCCUGCGGCCCACCCUGCCGCCUCGCCACGCUGUGUGCCCAGCUCUCCGCCCGCUCGGACAGCCCGGCUCUGUGCCGCCACCUGGUGCCAGACCUGGCGAGCCUCUCCGAUGCCUGGAGCCUGCAGACACGGCCCCUGUACUGCUAGCAUCCACCGGGGGGCAGUGCUGGGCAAGGCCUGCCCGAGGCGAACAGGGAGAAUCCAGGGAAACCACUGUGAUGAGAGGAACAGGGAAGGGGACAGCCCCUUUCCUAGCGGCUCUGGCCCAACACGGGAGGGGGGGCUGCGGCACAGCCUCGGCCCAGCACCCAGUCGGCCAUGAGACCACUGCUCCCUCAGGGCCCUAGGGCAGUUGGCACUGCCCGGGACAGGCCACACGGGCACCACAGCCCUGCCUGUGCUGGCCAGCGAGGAGCCCUGCUCUGCUGCUGACUCCAGGCUACUGAAAUAAACACAGGAGAUCUGGACCCUUCA